Messenger RNA from Mesocricetus auratus (golden hamster), 934 nucleotides. RefSeq names its product coiled-coil domain-containing protein 43-like. NCBI's taxonomy places the organism in Eukaryota, Metazoa, Chordata, Mammalia, Rodentia, Cricetidae. The transcript has a single exon. The record is from RefSeq and is a predicted model, not a curated record. Bases 1 to 669 code for a protein of 222 amino acids.
AUGGCGGCGCCCAGUGAAGUGGCCGCGGCAGUCCUCGGUGAAGGCGAUGGCAGGGGUUUUGGAUCCUGGCUGGACGGACGGUUGGAGGCUCUGGGAGUGGACCGAGCCGUGUACGGCACUUACAUUCUGGGUGUCCUUCAGGAGGAGGAGGAGGAAGAGAAGCUGGACGCCCUGCAGAGUAUCCUCUCUGCUUUCCUGGAAGAAGAUUCCCUCCUUGAUAACUGUAAGGAAAUUGUGGAACGAUGGUCAGAAACGCAAAAUGUCACCACCAAAGUAGAAAAAGAAGAUGAGGUCCAGGCCAUCGCCACCUUGAUUGAGAAGCAGGCACAGAUCGUGGUGAAGCCCAGGAUGGUGUCUGAAAAGGAGAGGCAGAGGAAAGCAGCCCUGCUGGCCCAGUAUGCCGACGUGACCGACGAAGAAGACGAAGCAGAUGAGAAAGAUGAUCCGGGUGCCUCCACAACAAACAUUGGUUCUGAUAAAUCUCUGUUCCAAAACACCAACGUAGAAGAUGUUCUAAAUGCUCGGAAAUUGGAGCGAGACUCUCUUCGGGAUGAGUCCCAAAGGAAGAAGGAACAGGACAAACUUCAGAGGGAGAAGGACAAACUAGCCAAGCAGGAGCGCAAGGAGAAGGAAAAGAAAAGGACACAGAGAGGGGAACGCAAGCGAUAACCUCGGUCACUCUGUUCCUUCCACCCGUGAAUUGAUUGUGCGUCUGUAUUUAAGAGAACUGUGUCUAAUGCAUUUCUCAAAAUUUCCUAAGGCUUUCCCCUUCCGUUUACAUGUGCAAAAGGAAAAUCACAGUCACUUGUAACUACAAAAUGUGCCAUGUUUGGUGGUGUGGGCAAUCAAUUCUAGUUAGUAUCUUUACCAAAGACCUGGAAUUAGGGUAACCUUUCUAUUUUAGUACUGAAAUCCUGUGCUUUUCUGGCUUUUU